This is a messenger RNA of Eufriesea mexicana, 2335 nucleotides long. RefSeq names its product protein fem-1 homolog CG6966. The transcript is spliced from 9 exons. The record is from RefSeq and is a predicted model, not a curated record. Gene Ontology annotation, molecular function: protein binding. Bases 422 to 2296 code for a protein of 624 amino acids. Lineage: Eukaryota; Metazoa; Arthropoda; Insecta; Hymenoptera; Apidae.
AGUUGCAAUAUUAUGAUAAUGUGAACAGUAGAUAUCAUAGAUUUUCUGUCUCCUCCCGCCUUUUUUUCCCGCGCGAAUCGACCAUAUGCAACGAUCGUGCCACCCCACCACGCAGUCGCAAUUUAUUGAAAUCUCAGGUUGGGCAAUCCGUCUCGCGUCAAUCGCACAGACGCUGGUAAUUUAAUAGUGGAAUGUAUCAAGAAAAACGGACAAGCUUUCGAAUUCGACAAAAUCAAAAUAUAAAUAAGCUGACAUCAAUUUGUACUCCGCUCGGGGUCUCAAUUUCAUAAAGACCUCUUGACCGAUCGUCGCUCUGCUGGUAAUCCCGGUGAAACCACAAUCACGAUUGUAGAACGGGAAACGUACAAUCCAGCUCGUUUUACCGCGAAUAAGAUAUUCAGAGGUAUCCAGUUCAGAUUGCAUGUGGAAAAAUAGCAGCGGCCAUAUUGAUGUUACUGUCACCAAAAAUAUGCAGGAGUUACUGGAACAUGUCAAGAAAGAUGAUGUAGUAAAAUUGGUCAGCACAACAAGCCAUGACACGACACCGUUAGUUAUAGCCUGUCGAAAUGGACAUUACGACGUAGCUGAAUAUCUCAUUGAAAAAUGUGGAGCAAAUGUCAAUCAACCUGCCUCUGUGAUGUUCAAUGGCGAAGUGAUCGAACGUGCACCACCUUUAUGGUGUGCAGCAGCUGCUGGUCAUUUGGCUUUGGUUAAGUUGUUAGUGAAAAAUGGCGCCCAUGUGAAUGCAACCACUAAAACAGAUUCUACGCCCUUACGAGCAGCUUGUUUCGAUGGCCAGUUGGAUAUUGUUAGAUUUCUAGUAGCUCACGGUGCAGACAUUGAAAUAGCAAAUCAUCAUGGUCAUACGAAUUUGAUGAUAGCCUGUUACAAAGGUCACAUUAAAAUUGUUAACUUCCUACUUGCCCUGAAAGCAGACGUUAACCGAAAAUCCAUAAAGGGAAAUACAGCUCUUCACGAUUGCGCUGAAGGUGGAUUUCUAGAAGUCGUUAAGGUUCUCAUCAAACAUGGUGCUAAAAUGAACGUAGAUUCCUAUGGGGUGUCACCACUUCUUACGGCAGCAGCAACAGGACAUAAACAUAUCGUUGACUAUUUUAUUAGUAUAUCGAAUUUAGUGAGUCGGCAAGAAUACAUAAACGCAUUAGAAUUAUUGGGCGCCACAUACGUGGACAAAUAUAGAGAUAUGAUAGGUGCGCUUGAAUAUUGGAAACAAGCAAUGGAUAAGAGAUAUCGAUGCAAACCAGUGAUACCGAAACCACUACCACUACCUGUUGUAGUUGAUUAUGAGUUUGCGUGGGAAAUUACCGACUCUGAUGAAUUGGAUGGAUUAUUAAGUGACUUGGAUGCAAUGCGAAUGCAAGCACUAGUAAUUAGAGGGCGAAUAUUAGGACCGACUCACCCUGAUACUAGUAGUUAUAUUCGCUUCAGAGGGGUAGCAUAUGCGAAUAGUGGAUUGUUCAGCCGUUGUAUAGAACUUUGGAAUUAUGCUUUAGAUAUAAAACAGAGUAUGUUAGGACCACUUGAUCCAAUGAUUGAAAGUUUACUUUUUAGUUUUAACGAACUCUUUAGCUAUAUGAUAUGUAAACAAUCAAAGGGUCAAACAGUAUUGUCGGCUCAGAGGGAAGAAUUCCUUAGGGUGUUUAAGAAAGCUGUAUUCGAAGCGAAACGAGGUAGAGAAUUGUUAGACAAAGGAUCAGCUCGUGAACAUGACAUAACGUGCUUCAAUAAGAUUCUUGUAACUACUUUGCAUCUAGCAAGUUUAUUGACUCUUGAAAUGCCAGAAGAAGAUACUGCACAACAUACUGCAUUGCAUAAAACACUUUAUGAAUUAGUUCAAAUAAAAGACAAUAAUGAUCGGAACGUGUUGCACUUAGCUUUUAGCGAAAGGAACACUGUACUUAAAAUUGGCCCAAAAUGUUUGAGUUGUAAGUUUCCUUCUUCAAACUUAAUAAAGGCUCUCUUAAGAGUUGGCGCUGAUGUCAGUGCAGUAGACACGGCUGGAAAUACAGUAUUACAUCUUGCUGCUAUGUUCCAUCCAUCACCUGAUCUUAUUACUAUACUUCUUGACGCUGGUGCUCAUAUCGAUACUGUUAAUAAAAUGGAUAGCACAUUUGAAUCAUUAAUGCGAAAUAAACGUCUAUACGGUUCUACAAUUCUACAAGUAUGCAAUCCUGUAAAAUAUGUUACACUCACCUGUUUAGCGGCCAGAGUAGUAAAAAAAGUACAUGAUAUUAAUUCUGUUCCGGCACAACUUCAAGCCUUUGUUGAAAUGCAUUAGUGCAUAAUACGAUAGAAAUUAUAGGCUGUCAUUUAGGAU